Molecule: messenger RNA, 2215 nt
Organism: Salvelinus sp. IW2-2015
Lineage: Eukaryota; Metazoa; Chordata; Actinopteri; Salmoniformes; Salmonidae
Product: transmembrane protein 178B-like
Cellular component (GO): membrane
Source: RefSeq, a predicted model, not a curated record
GAGGAGAGAGAGUGCAUUGCAUCACUACCCACUCCUCGCAACAUUGGUCGCCAUCCACCCACCUCUCCUCUUUCCAGUACCAAAACAGAUGGUGGAAAAAUCAUCACAUCUGCCGGGACGCAGGACAACAAUAGACAGCAUCUAGCCCAAAAGAACCGGGGCGUCCAUCAUGUUUGCUGUCAAGAGCUCUAUGAGGCUGUGAGCGCCGUCGUGAUUUUUGACACGGGGUACCAUCACGGCAGCCGAGGAUUCUUCUCGCGACUGUCUGGGCUCUCCAUCGAGUGGGGAAGAUGGCCGCCAUGAAAAUUUUAACCASCAGUGGGCUGUUCUUAGCGUUCUGUGCGUUGGGGUUGCUAGCCAUGGCAAUCUGCACCGACUUUUGGUAUGAGACAGAUGCRCGRAGACACCGAGAAAGGUGUAAAAACUACGCCAACAAGAGAAACGACCCGGGGUACAUCUAUAUCUCAAAUAGCAAUCUMCCCCUCCAGAUGCCCCCAAAGGGCAUUGAAAGGAAAGGUAACAGUCCAAGUGCCGGAGCWCAGCCUMUUAUUAGGGAAAAACGGCACUUUCUGGCYGCAGCRUCAGCUAUGGAGUCCCACUGCAGUCGCCAGUUCAAUUCAACCAUCUCUGGGCUCUGGAGAAAGUGUCAUCGAGAUGGAUUUGACCUGGAGACAGAGGAUCUCAUAUAUAAAGGAUUGAUUCAGCGGUGCAUCCCAGUCAAGUAUCACUACUCUUCCUCCAUCCUUCCGCGCAAUUUACCCAUCAACAUCACCAAGACCAUCCGUCAGGAUGAGUGGCAUGCACUCCAUCUACGCAGGAUGACGGCUGGCUUUGUGGGCAUGGCCGUGUCCAUCAUCCUGUUUGGCUGGAUUAUCGGAGUGYUGGGCUGCUGUCAGCAGCAUGACCUCAUGCAGUAUGUAGCUGGACUACUCUUUCUCAUGGGAGGAACAUGUUGUAUCAUCUCCCUGUGUACGUGUGUGGCGGGCAUCAACUUUGAGCUGUCGCGUUACCCACGCUACAUGUAUGGCCUCCCAGAGGAUAUUAGCCAUGGCUACGGCUGGUCCAUGUUCUGUGCCUGGGGGGGCUUAGGCCUCACUCUGCUGGCUGGUUUCCUGUGCACCCUGGCCCCAUCCCUAAGCACCCCCUCCCGUACAACCGUCCACAAGCCCAGGCAGGAGAACGGAACCGUGUGAUGGGACUGUGUGACUGGCCCACARAGCGCACAAAUAAGCAACACCYAUCCAACUUCGUCCAACGUUUUUGUCCAACCACCAUCUCACCUCGUCCCCCUUCCCUGUCCAUACCACCUCUGUCAUCCAUCUGAAUCAUGAGUGUACCAGAGAAAUUGUACAUGGGAGAACAGAGCAAAGACAAACCACACCAAACUGUACUAUUUACUGUACAUCUAAGACACAGAGCAAUGGCCCCAGAAUACUUUGGGACAUGGCAAGACCUUUUUGUUGUUAAACGUUYGACUACUAACUCUAUGGCAGCCUAAAGGCRACUGUUUGUCUGUUUUUUUUUCAAGAGGAAUUGUCUUAAAAUGGUGCUCUCUUUUAACACACACAACACAGAACACAGUCCAAAAGCUUAGAARGAAACAACAAGCAACAAACAAGAACAUGUGGCAGAGCAUCCUGUCAUCAUUCCUCUUUUAGUCGGGUGGUCUGUACUGUGUUUGUUAUUGUUCGCAACAAAAAAUGAUGCUGGCAUAAACUGUCCAAUGUUUUGAAUCAGCUGACUGAUGUCAAGCAUUAUCCCUAGGAAGCAUUAUCCCUAGGAAGCAUUAUCCCUAGGAAGGACUUUACAGUUUAAGCCUAAAACCUGCUUCUUGCAGCAGAGGACAAAGAGCACAACAUGGAAAUGGCAGGGGUGGAACAGCAAGAUACAAUUUUGAAGAGCAAAUCUUUCAACGCUUCUAUGAUUCAGUAUGUACAAAUGCAUCUCUACGUAGAUUCAGGUCRUUGUUUGUAUAAAGUAACUUGAAUAAGAAAACAUGUUUCUGUUUGUUUCGAGGUAACAAUGGAAAUUUGGGUCUUCAGUGAUGUUGUUUGCUGGAAUAAAUUGUAUGCUUCAUGAUUAGAAGAAUAAGAGUGAUCGCAAGGCACAUUAAGUACUGUUUGAGAGUAGCAGAGGCAGUUAAAGGUCCAGUGCAGUCAAAAAUGUGAUUUGUGUGUGUUUUAUAUACUGUAUAUUUCCACACUAUGAGGUUGGA